This is a messenger RNA of Talaromyces rugulosus, 1281 nucleotides long. RefSeq lists its product as uncharacterized. Bases 1 to 1281 code for a protein of 426 amino acids. NCBI's taxonomy places the organism in Eukaryota, Fungi, Ascomycota, Eurotiomycetes, Eurotiales, Trichocomaceae. The transcript has 4 exons. The record is from RefSeq and is a predicted model, not a curated record. Gene Ontology annotation, cellular component: cytoplasm. Gene Ontology annotation, biological process: biosynthetic process. Gene Ontology annotation, molecular function: transferase activity.
AUGGCCUCGACAAAAGCUGUCAUUCUGGUCGGAGGCCCCUCGCGAGGCACUCGAUUCAGGCCACUGUCGCUGGAUGUGCCCAAGCCACUCUUUGACGUCGCCGGCCAUCCGAUUAUUUACCACUCGCUGAAAGCCGUCGCCAAAGUGCCAGGUCUCCGUGAAGUCGUCCUGGUUGGGUACUACGACGAGACCGUGUUCCGGGACUUCAUCAAGGACGCGGGCAAAGAAUUCCCCCACCUGCGCAUUCAAUACCUGCGAGAAUACCAAGCUCUGGGCACCGCUGGGGGUCUGUACCAUUUCCGCGAUGCGAUUCUGAAGAACAAGCCUGAGCGCUUCUUUGUGCUCAACUCGGAUGUCUGCUGCUCAUUCCCGCUCGGGGAAAUGCUGGACCUCUUCGAGGAGAAGGACGCCGAAGCCGUCAUUCUGGGAACGCGAGUCGGCAACGACGCAGCAACCAACUUUGGUUGCAUUGUAUCUGACGCGCACACGAAGCGAGUUCUGCACUAUGUCGAAAAACCAGAGUCGCACAUUUCGAACCUGAUCAAUUGCGGUGUCUACCUGUUUGCGACGGAAACCAUCUUCCCCUCGAUCCGCAGCGUCAUCAAGCGCCGCACCACCCGUCCUCGUUUGGUUUCGUACCCGUCGUCCGAGAACCUCGAGUCGUCGUUUAUUGCCGAAGACGAAGACGCUGAGAAGCCAGAAAUGCUGCGUUUGGAGCAGGACAUUCUCUCCGACCUUGCCGAUAGCAACCGUUUCUUCGUUCACGAGACCAAAGACUUUUGGCGCCAGAUCAAGACAGCCGGCUCAGCUGUGCCAGCCAAUGCCCUUUACUUGCAGCAGGCCUUCCAGGCGCAGUCGGACGAACUCAUCGCCCCCUCUGCCGUCAUCGUGCCCCCCGUCUACAUCCACCCGACGGCUGAAGUUGACCCAACGGCGAAAUUGGGUCCCAACGUGUCCAUCGGACCCCGUGCCAUUGUUGGCGCUGGUGCCCGAGUCAAGGAGGCAAUUAUCCUUGAGGAUGCAGAGAUCAAACACGACGCCUGCGUGCUGUACGCGAUUAUUGGCUGGGGCAGCCGUGUCGGCGCCUGGGCCCGUGUCGAAGGCACCCCGAUUGUGGCGGGCAGUCACUCGACAAGCGUGAUCAAGAACGGUGUCAAGGUCCAGAGCAUUACGAUAUUGGGUAAAGAGUGCGGUGUGGGCGAUGAAGUCCGUGUCCAAAACUGUGUGUGUCUGCCGUACAAGGAACUGAAACGGGAUGUUACAAACGAAGUCAUCAUGUAG